Messenger RNA from Jaminaea rosea, 411 nucleotides. RefSeq lists its product as hypothetical. Bases 14 to 226 code for a protein of 70 amino acids. The record is from RefSeq and is a predicted model, not a curated record. The transcript has a single exon. Lineage: Eukaryota; Fungi; Basidiomycota; Exobasidiomycetes; Microstromatales.
GGGCAUUCGCUCCAUGUCUCGCUCUCGUUCGCGCGAGCCCCGCAGCGGCUCUCGCCCUCGAGCUGCGGCUGCUGAUGGUGCCAAUGGCAAUCUUGGCGCAGUAGAUGAGACUGCCUCUACUACGGGCACCGAGUCGACGGCUGCUCAUGGCAAGGACAAUGGGCAUCACGGCCUGCUGGGCAAGAUUGCUCAUCACUUGCCUGGCCAUCAUCACAAUGGGUCGUAGUCUGUUGGAGGCCGAUGGAGGGUGGAUGGCCAACUUGGAUGGGGUUGCUUGCUCAAUACCAGAUGUGGGAAUUCAGGGCUCUUUCUCGCUCACCUCAUCGCAUCAGCCAGCCCUCCAGUGCUCGCGAACGCCUCACCACUCGCUUUUGUUUCCCUUGUUUCGUGACUGUCGGUGCUCGCUUUGCA